AUGAUUAAACAACAGCAACCACAACAACUUAAGGCACAGACCAUUACAUACGCCAUAUAUGCAUAUAAUUCAAAGACGGCAGAACAAACACAAAGGUUGAAAUAUGGAGAUUUGGAGAUAGUAUUGAAAAAUGACCAUUUUGAAUUCGUUUGCAAGGGUGGUGCAGUGAUAUCAAAUAUAAAAGAAAUUUUAUUUAUGAAUUCAAAAAUUAAAGGAAUAACGGAUGAUAUAACAUCAAUUCCACCAGAAGAACAAAGAUAUUACGCAUUAAAUGCAUUUCCCAAAGUUUUGAAGAUUGGAAGAUUUAAUUUAAAUGAGGAAUUCAUAAAAGGUUUCCUAAAUGACAUAAUGAAGAAAGCAGAUAAGGAAUAUGUGGAUAGUGAGUUAAUGAAGAAGGCAGAUAAGGAAUAUGUGGAUAGUGAGUUAAUGAAGAAGGUAGAUAAGGAAUAUGUUAAUGAAAAAGAUAAUGAAAUUAUCGAAAGGGUUGAAUGGUACCAUGAACGGACAUCGAAGAUUUUAAAAACUAAAGCUGAUACAGGAUGGGUUUCAGAAUGUUUAGACCUUAAAGCAGAUAAAACUUAUGUUAACGAUGAGUUAGAGAAGAAAGCAAAUAAAGAAUAUGUGAAUGAAAUAUACCAAAGUUUGAUAGGAACAACUAAAAAUAUUGAAACUAUUGCUGGUGACUUUUCCGUCUAUGAAGAAAAUAAAUAUUUUAGAGGGCAAUUGGUACAUUCCUUAAAAAAUGGUAUGCGGUGUAAACUCAUUCCGAAAAAUAACAAUGAAAUGUAUGUAAGUUAUAAAAAGAAUGAUGACACACAAGUUAAAGUUCCAUUAGACAACAACUGUUACUUAAACUUAUAUGGAGACGAACAAAAGAAAUAUUUAAGAGUUUAUGAAAUGACGGAUAUGACAUUGUCUAACAUAGCUCCAGCACCGUAUUAUUAUGACUAUGGUGUUGACGCACGUGUAGACCCAAAAAAGCAAACAUUAUAUUUAGAUUAUUAUAGAUAUAAAAGAUAUAAUGCAAUAGAAAAAACGAGAAUAGUAUAUUAUUAUAUAGAUGACAAAAAUAAAUAUUAUAGUCAAGAUUUUACAUACCCUGAAAACAUAAGAUUAUAUUAUAAAAAAUAUUCUGACACAAACCAGAAGAAACCCGAAAUAGUUACACUAUAUUUUAAGUUCAAAAGAGACAAUCCUAUAUUAUCUCAUAUGUUUGAUUUAAUGAACCCAGUAGGUUCUAUUUAUACAUCUAUGGAUGUGAGAGGUCCUCAAGCAAUGUUUGGUGUUGGUGCAUGGGAACAAAUAGUCGACAGGUUUUUGUAUUGUGCAAACUCUUCAAAGGAAACAGGGGGAAGUAAAACGAUUACAGGUGAAAAUUUACCUGCACACAGUCACUACAUAGAUUUAAGUACAUCUCAAGCGGGUUGGCAUAAGCAUAGAUAUUGGGAUUGGUCAGGAAUGA
Molecule: messenger RNA, 1462 nt
Organism: Trichomonas vaginalis G3
Lineage: Eukaryota; Parabasalia; Trichomonadida; Trichomonadidae
Product: phage tail repeat-like family
Exons: 1
Source: RefSeq, a predicted model, not a curated record